AAACACUCAGACGGAAAUAGAAGCUUCCCCAGCUGCCAGAUCUCUGCUAUGCCCUGGACUCUGCCCACUGCUCAGUGCUUUGGCCAGUGAACGAAAUACAUGCCAAAGCAGCAUAACUCAUUUCAUUGUCCUUCAAGAGUGCAGCCUAUAUAGCUCUGACUACGGACACCUGGGAUGUCACGGAAUCACACCAAAGACAACUGCUUUAACAAAAGUCUCCUCGCUGAGCAUAAGCAAAAGCUGAUACAGGCCAUUAAACGAAUAAAACAUGAAAUAGACGAAUGCUGGGAUGCAGAAAGAGAAACGUACGCACAGGCUCUGUCAGUGGAGAACACGUUUGAUGACUUAGAAAGGGAAAUCAGAAGCGAGUAUCAGAACCUGCAUCGCUUUCUGGACUUGGAGGAAGAGAUGGAUGUAGAAAGGUUAACGAAGGACAAAGAGAAGAGGGUGAAACUACUCAGGGAGAGAGAGAAAAAGAUCUCAGAGCAAGGGAAGGACCUUGAAAGAGCGAUCGAGACGCUGAACAGCAAACUGAAGGAAGAGGACAGUCCUAAACUCUUAAAUGAUAUCAAGGACCUUUUGAAAAGGUGCCAGGUGAAUUUCGUCCCUCCUUCAGCCGUGAAUGCCGAAAUCCAGGCUGGACAGUUCAUUGGCCCGUUGCAGUACAAGAUCUGGAAACAUAUGAAAAGCUCCCUCUAUCCAAAUAUCGCCACCUUCACUUUCGACACAGACACCGCCCACCCCUUGCUCCGCCUCUCGCCCUGUUCCACAUCCGUCUGGUUUGAGGUCAGAGAGGGCACACCCCCUGAACCCGAGCCGAACAAUCCCCGACGCUUCCAUUAUUACUACUGCCUGCUGGGGCAGGAGGGAUUUACCCAUGGGAGGCACUACUGGGAAGUAGAGGUAGGCCUCAAGACUGCUUGGAGGGUAGGUGUGGCCAGGGAGGACGUGCACAGGGGUGAGAUGGACUCCUGCACCACAGCCAAUGGGCUCUGGACGUUGGCUCUCAAGGGAGGUACCAUACAGGCAUGCACUGAGCCAUGCCCCACCCUUGUCAAAGCUGCUGUGCGUCCCACCCGGAUAGGGGUCUUCUUAGACUGUGAGAGAGAAGAGGUGUCCUUCUACAAUGCCAUAACCAUGACCUCACUCUUCUCCUUCUCUAUGGGCACAAUUUUGCAGCCCAUCUUCCCCUUCUUCAACCCCUGUGACACAGAUGAGGGGAAGAACACUGCCCCCCUCACCCUCUUCAGCCCUUCGCUGUGAAGCCAGACUGAAUUCUCCAGGCUGGCCAGCAGGGGGAGACUGUGGGUUGGAAAAUUUCAUCAUCUCACUCACUGGGAUGGGAAUGCUGACAAGGCCCACGUGCUUCUGCAGGGAAUGGCAUUAACAGUGCACAGCUCAAUGUUUGCGACCUCCUCUCAUCAUCCAUUUCCUUUGUUGCUCUGUUUAUAGUUAUUGACUGUUACUCUUAUUGAAAUCAGCUUAAAUAUACCUAAUUUCCCUGACGUGUUUGUACCUACUGCAUCUACACCAGCAAAUUUGUAACCUGGCAUGAGAGUGACGCCAGUGUGAAGUCUGGGGGCUUCUUUAGAUGACCGUUUGUCUUUGAGCUGCUGUAAAUAAUGUCAGAAAUAUUAGCUGUGCUGAUCGCACAUGACAUGAAUUGGCACUAGUCCUUCAUCGCACCCAGAAACACCCUCACCUUCCAUUACCUUUUUAUCUCGGUAUUUUGUUAAUGCAUUUAAUAAAGUAUUUGUAAAAACAA
Molecule: messenger RNA, 1765 nt
Organism: Paramormyrops kingsleyae
Lineage: Eukaryota; Metazoa; Chordata; Actinopteri; Osteoglossiformes; Mormyridae
Product: zinc-binding protein A33
Molecular function (GO): protein binding
Source: RefSeq, a predicted model, not a curated record